GAAUGCGAACACGAGCCCCCGACACCACACACUACACCACACUACACCAUCCAGCAGCACCCAGCACCCAGCGCACCGACACACACCGAGCACACGGAGCCAGCGCACACCGGAGACCAGAGCGCAGGCCCGGCUCUACCGCCGCGCAGCGCACCGGCAGCGACCCUACCUCUGGAUCCAACUUCCCCCGGACUAUCUCAGCGCUCUCACCCGGGCACAGGAGACGGAGGAGCGGGCUCGUUCAUUGCAGCCAUGAGGAGCCCCACCCCUCACCACUGAGCUGCCGGGGUCAAAGGUCAAGCUCUGUGUCGGGGGCAGACAUGGCCGACCGGGAGGGACCGCCCAUGGCCCCGGGGCAGGUGUACAUCGAGGUGGAGUACGACUACGAGUACAAAGCCAAGGAUAAGCUCGUCACCAUCCGGCAGGGGGAGUGCUACCUGCUCGUCAAGAAAACCAACGAGGACUGGUGGCAGGUGCGGCGGGAUGAGGGCACCAAGACCUUCUACGUGCCGGCGCAAUACGUUAGGGAAGUGCGGCGGGCGCUGCUCCCCCCCCUCAAGCCCUCAGUGAGAGCCAAACCCUCCGUGCUGGAGAUCUGCAGAGCGUCAGACGAGAACCUCAACAGACCCCAGCCCGAGAUGACCAGCUUCGGACGGCCGCCCCCCUCCUCCACGCCCUCGCCCUCGUCCGACCGGGUCACGCCUCCAGCCCUGCACCGCGACCCCAACCAGAACCCCAACAACCAGACCCACAGCAACCAACCACCCAACAACCCGCCCCACCAGCCCCUGGGCAGUCCUCAGCAUUGCAAAGUGGUGGCGGAGCUGGUGCUUCUUCACAAUAACAACAACCACCACCUGAAUGCUCUGCAGAGGACGCGCUCGGACUCUCCCCCGCUCAGAGGCCCCGCCCACAGCCGCAGCCCGGACAGCGACCAGGCGGCGUCGCCCUGUGCCCCGUCCCCUCACGCCCUACGCCACGACUCCGAGUCUGGAGACGAGCUGAGCAGCAGCAGCACGGAGCACAUGCAGAGCAGCUCCCCCACGGGCCCCGGCCGCUCCGACUCCCCGGUCUACACUAACCUCCAGGAGCUGAAGAUCUCCCAGUCCAACCUGCCCCCAGUGCCCUCGGGCUCCCCCCUGCACCUGCACGGAGACUGGGAGACGCACAGGGACACCAGCGGGAGACACUUCUACUACAACAGAGCCACUGGAGAGAGGACGUGGAAGCCCCCCCGCACCAGGGACACGGCCAGCACCAGCAGCAUGAAGGGGGACGGCCACAGAGGGGACAGCCUGAAGAGGGACGGCCACAGAGGGGACAGCCUGAAGGGGGACAGCCACAGAGGGGACAGCCUGAGAAGGGACAACCAGGGCCCUGUGGAGACUGAGCCACUCUCCUCUGAAGAGAACUGUAACAGCACCCACUCCAGUCAGUCAGACAGCCAGUACGGGUCGCCCCCUAGAGGCUGGUCUGAGGAGCUGGACGAGCACGGCCACACUACCUACGUGUCGGAGUACACCCAGGAGAAGUGGAUCAAACAUGUGGACGAGCAGGGGCGGCCAUAUUACUACAGCGCAGACGGCUCCAGGUCCGAGUGGGAGCUGCCCAAGUAUAACAUCUCACCUCAGUCGGGGGAGCUGCCCAAAAGCCGUAGUCUGGAGAGGAAGCAGCAGGAGCCCAUAGUUCUGACCAAGUGGAGACACAGCACCUAUGUACUGGACCUCAAUGACAAGGAGAACGCUCCGGCCGGGCCCAAGCAGAGCUCCCCGGACUCUGACUCGUGCCCGUCGUCUCCCAAACACCCAAACACUCCCUCAGAGAAAUGUGGAGUCCUCAACGUCACCAAGAUCACAGAGAACGGAAAGAAAGUCAGGAAGAACUGGGCAUCGUCCUGGACCGUGCUGCAGGGCUCCUCUCUGCUCUUCGCCAAGGGCCAGGGGGGCACCACCAGCUGGAAGUUUGGGGGAAACCAGUCCAAGCCGGAGUUCACAGUGGACCUGAGAGGCGGAUCUGUGGAGUGGGCGUCCAAAGACAAGUCCAGCAAGAAGCACGUCAUAGAGCUGAAGACUCGUGUGGGCACAGAGCUGCUGAUCCAGUCUGAGAUCGACAGUGUGAUAAACGACUGGUACAGAGCCCUGAGUGACACCGUCAGCACACACGCGUGGGAGUCUGACGAGGCCAUCGAGGAGGACAUGCCUGAGUCUCCAGGAGCAGAGAAGCAGGACAAAGAGAAGGAGCACCGUGACUCCAAGAAGAACAGAGUGAUGAAGACCUCGGUGAGCAUGGACGUCUCAGACCAGAAGAAGACCAGGAUGAAGCUCAAGAAGUUCCUCAUACGAAGGCCCACCUACCAGGCCGUCCGCGACAAGGGUUAUAUUAAAGACACUGUGUUUGGCUGUAGUCUGAGCGCUCUGUGUCAGAGGGAAAACUCCACUGUGCCCAAGUUUGUGAGAAUGUGCAUCGACCAUGUGGAGGACACAGGGCUGGAUGUGGACGGUCUCUACAGAGUCAGUGGGAACCUGGCUGUCAUCCAGAAGCUGCGCUUUGCUGUCAAUCACGAUGAGAAGCUGGAGCUGGACGACAGUAAAUGGGAGGACAUCCACGUGACCACUGGAGCCCUCAAGAUGUUCUUCAGAGAGCUGCCUGAGCCCCUCUUCACCUACACCUCCUUCAACGACUUUGUCAACGCCAUCAAGUGUCAGGACUACAAGCAGAGACUCAACUCCAUCAGAGACUUGAUCAAGAAGCUGCCUAAACCCAACCACGACACAAUGCAAGCGCUCUUCAAACACCUGCGCAGGGUGGUGGAGCACGGGGAGGCUAACCGCAUGACCACCCAGAGCGUGGCCAUCGUGUUCGGCCCCACCCUCCUGCGCCCGGAGACGGAGAGCGGGAACAUCGCCGUGCACAUGGUCUACCAGAACCAGAUCGUGGAGCUCAUCCUCAUAGAGUACGACAGCGUGUUCGGCAGGUAGAGGCUCGGCGCCCGCCGCACCCGCCGCACCUGUGGCACCCGUCUAUGGACCAAGCCCGGACGCGCACCUCGCAUUUACCUGUUGCACUUAUCAAGGAUUUUUGAUGCCAUAAGUGUUGACGGAGCACUGGAGAAACGGCCAGUAGAGACACAGCACCUGCAGCAGCUCACGUCUCCACAGCCCCGAAGAAACUCUGAUCAUCUCUCAGGGUUUAAAUGGAAGAAGCCCAGAACGUAACAACAAGCUCGUUCUUUUGUGUCAGAUGCCCUCCCAGUCUGCUUUAUCCCUGUGUCAGAUGCCCUCCCGUCCUCCUGUCCAUGGGUUUGAAUGAUUGAUUUUGCUCAUUCAAAAGAUACAAUAUUUUUAAUUGUUAACUGCAGCUGUGGUUGGUUUUCAUCUCUCUGAAACUCAUGGAUAUCCCUGUAUGUCAGAUGCCCUCCCAGUCUUCUUUAUCCCUGUGUCAGAUGCCCUACCGUCCUCCUAUCCAUGGGUUUUAUUGUUUGAUUGAGGUGGGUGAUUUCUUCAAGACUUUUGCCCAUUUCUGUCCCAUCUAACUCUAUCCUAUUGUGUCAGAUGCCCUUCCAUCGUCCUAUCAGAACUAGACCAGGGUUAGACCAGGGCUGGACCAGGACUAGACCAGGGCUAGACUAGGGUAGGGGUAGAAAAGGACGAUAUGAGGACUAGACCAGGACUAGACCAGACAGGGUCACCAACAUUUCUAUCCCAUGCUAUAUCCUAUUGCAUCAGAUGCCCUUCCAUCCUCAUCCUGUCUGUCUGUGUGUCAGAUGCCCUCCCGUCGUCCUAACUGUGGGUUUCAGAGUGAUGAAAAGUUAGGGCUGUUGUCAUAGCGAUUAAAGUUAAAAAAAAAAAAAGAAUGCUCAGCCGUCUUCAAAGCAACAUCAUGUAACAGGAAGAUUGGAACCUAUGAAUACAUCUAUUUAUAUUCACAUUUUUUUAAGGGCGAUGGAGGAGAUCGAUGUUUCUAGUUACAUUUCAGUAGCCAAGUUAAAAAUUAAAAAUGUACUGGCUCCACAAUGUGAAUAUUCCUAAAUAUGUGUCUGUUGUUACGCUGAACUUCUUCCGUUUAAACCUCCUCAUCUGGGCUGUUGUUACGUCACAGCUGCUGCACACCUCAUUUCGGCAUUAAACUUCGCGACGCUCCCGUUGGACGUUCUGGACCCGUGGAGUGACUUUUCCGAGACUUGUCAUUGUUGGAUUUGAAUCAGUGUUAUCGUGUGGGAGAAGCGUGAGGAGCACUUGGGCGGUUUUGGACCAGUUCGUGGACAGACCUCAUCCCGCGCGAGCGAUGAGACGCGCGAUGGAACUUUGAGCACAAGUCCUUUUCUUCUCGUCAUCUUGUGGAUCUGGUACGGCCGUGUAUCGUGUCGUAUGUCCGGUGGGGAUUUUGGAAAACUCCCCGAAAGUAUGAAAUGAAAUGUUGCGUUUAUGAAUAAAUUGUGUUUGUUUAUCCACGAAUUGUUGUGUUAAUAGAAAGUGGUCAUGUUCAAGGCCCAUGUUGCGCUAUUUUUUUGUUUUCAACCUAUGUUCUAAUGUUUUUUCGUCAUCACAAACAGACCUGAAGCUGUGUUUUGUUACAUCCACACACAUUUAACACACAAACCCUGCACAUUUAGGCCGAGUUCCACCUUGUGAUGUCGUGUGGUGAUACAGGAAGUGCUCCAGCGUCUUAAUACUCAUAAUACUUCAGUAGGUUGGCAAUUCCAAAGCUGAAAUUGUCCAAAUUAAUCUAGAGAACUAAAGGUAAAAGGAGCCGUUCACUUGAAAACUACCACUUCAUGACAUCACAAGGUGCACAGAGCAUUUUGAGCUUUGGAGAUGUAAACAGACUAAUAAAAAAGAGACUCAAACAUGUGUGAAUGAAACAAAACACAACUCCAGCUCUGUUUUUGAAGAGGAAACAACAUUAAAACAUAGAUCUGAAAAUAAAUACAUUAAAUUCAAGAGACCUUCCGUCAGAAACCCUCCACAGUGCAUCUUUAAACACAUUCACUUUCUAUUAACAUAAACACGACAAAACUUGGUCAACGUUUCAUUUAUUUUUGAAAAUUUAGGUAUGAAUAAAAAAAGUGUUGGUCAGCCCCGUUGUGUGUUGAGAGUGAGCGAGUGUAGGACUGCACCGAACUGUAAACACGUGUGUCAUGGUCUGUUUUGUAAAGAUGGAUACAAUGCUAAUAAAGAUGCUAAUUUAUAAGCUAAUAAAAUGCAUAACCGUACGACCGUUGUGAAAAAGUCACGAUUAAGCUGCAGAGUUCAGGUCAGUGUUCACGGGCAAAAGGUGUUCUGUUCAAAUUCAUGAACAAAUGAUCUGAGAGCAGAGAGCUUGGUAUUAAAAAAACAAACAAACAAAAAAAAAAGAAACUGCAUUCACACUUGUCCUGGUUUCAUACUGGUUUAGUCUGAUAGUACAGAUCUGGUCCUACCAGGUUUAGCUUUGGUUUAACCCUGGUCUAGUCCUGGUCUAGUCCUGGUCUACCACUGGUUCAGUUCAGGUCUACUCCUGGUCUAGUCCUGCCUGGUCUAGUCUGGGUCUAGUCUGGGUCUAGUUCAGGUCUAGUCCAGGUCUAACACUGGGUCAUUCCUGGUCUAGUCCUGGUCUAGUCCCAGUUUAGCCCUGCCUGGUCUAGUCCUGGUCUAGUCCUGGUCUAGUCCUGGUCUAGUCCUGGUCUAGUCCUGGUCUAGUCUUGGUCUGGUACUAGUCUGGUCCUGGUCUGGUACUAGUCUGGUCCUGGUCUAGUCCUGGUCUGGUACUGGUUCAGUCCUGAUCUACUCCUGCCUUGUCUAGUCCUUGUCUAGGCCUGGUCAAGUCCUGGUCUAGUCCUGGUCUAGCCCUGCUUGGUCCAGCCCUGGACUAGUUCUAGUCUGGUACUGGUCUAGUCCUGGUCUGGUACUGGUCUGGUUCUAGUCUGGUCAUGUUACUGCUUUGGUACUGGUCUAGUCCGGGUGUAGUCCGGGUGUAGUCCGGGUUUAGUCCCAGUUUGGACGUGUGUGCACAGGUGUGAACGCAGUGAAAACUCUGCAGGUGUUUUACAAAACGUCUGAAGUGUCAAGUGUGAUGGACACAUGAAAACAGAUGAGCGUUUAAUGAGUUCAUGAAUAAAUAAAUAAAUGUCAAUAAUGAAACCAAAAGCAUCUCUAAAAUUAACCCUAAAGUAUGAACUUGUAUUUUUACACCGAGCCAGUGUUAAACACAGACAGAGCAGCUGCUUCUGUGACCCGAGGAACUCAACUGUGUGUGAAAAGAACUGAUUUUAACAGAGAAACCUGUGAUUGUCCAGUGAUGUUUCCAUGACACGCACAAAGGAGAAAGAUGUUGUGUAUUUUUUUCUGACCAAUAACAUCACCUGAAAAUGUCCAAGAAACUGUUUCAAACGUGGAAAACUGGACUGGAGCCCUCAUGUUGUGUGUGAUGCUCUGCACGUUCUCAGAUGAUGAAACUGUGUGGACUCUGGUCCGGACUCUGGUCCGGUCUCUGGUCCGGUCUCUGGUCCGGUCUCCUGUGGACUUUUGUAUGUGGCACUCUGUGAAUAAAAGUGAUGUGAGACUGA
This is a messenger RNA of Boleophthalmus pectinirostris (great blue-spotted mudskipper), 6544 nucleotides long. It is a transcript of the gene arhgap12b, whose product is annotated as Rho GTPase activating protein 12b. Gene Ontology annotation, cellular component: cytoplasm. Gene Ontology annotation, molecular function: protein binding. Lineage: Eukaryota; Metazoa; Chordata; Actinopteri; Gobiiformes; Gobiidae. The coding region runs from base 3 to 2978 and encodes 991 amino acids. The record is from RefSeq and is a predicted model, not a curated record. Gene Ontology annotation, biological process: signal transduction; regulation of GTPase activity. The transcript is spliced from 18 exons.